Messenger RNA from Suillus subalutaceus, 1337 nucleotides. RefSeq lists its product as uncharacterized. Lineage: Eukaryota; Fungi; Basidiomycota; Agaricomycetes; Boletales; Suillaceae. Bases 152 to 988 code for a protein of 278 amino acids. The transcript has a single exon. The record is from RefSeq and is a predicted model, not a curated record.
UCGUGACCCUGCCAACUUGUGGUAUGCCCACUUGUUUUUGGAAGGCGAAUCCCACACACCAGAAGACUUCGACUGGCUGGUGGACUACCUCGACUACAUCUAUUCCGACGACCACGAAGCGGCGUAUGUCAUCCUUUUGCUACUGGGUAACAUGGGAGUGCGCUGCAGCCCCGCUAAACAACAUCUAUUCGUUGAGAGGCUCAUCGCCUGCAUGGACAGCACCAUGCCUUCCCAUUUACGCCAGGCCGCUCUUCGCGCUGCUCACAGUGCUCGAGAAGAAAUGGCCUCGAUCGAUGCUAUUGAUGAUGCGAGGCUACGGGACAUGGUUUUGACCAAGCUCUCCCCCGUCAUCCUGUCCGUGGUUUGCCCGCCACCAGGUGCAACACCCGAUGAAUAUCCUGACCCCACUACCAAUUAUCCCCGUAACUUGUGCUAUCUGGAACUAGUCUUUGCCCUUGCGAGGAAUUCCAACUGGUACCCCCAUUUGUUUGGGGAUCGUCAUAUUGAUCGGUGCAUUAGCAUGAUACCAGAGUACUGCAAAUCCGAAUCCUACGGCCAACAUGCCUUUUAUAUAACUGGAAUCCUUCUCCGAAUUGCACCUGAGCAGAAGUCGGUUACAUCACUCGAUUCUAUUACAGAGCAGCGGUGGUGGGACGCCAUGAGAAGCGCAUGGAACCGUCCUCCCCAUGACAUUCACAACACACGCUAUUUCAAGCCCCUUCUUGUCCUUGUGGAUGGCACAAAGAAGUAUAUGCAGAUUGCACCGAAAUCUGAUCUCGAGUCGCUCAUCGAAAAUGUGGAUCGGUUUCUCGCAAGACUGGAGCGGGACAUGCAACGGCAGAGGCGACGGCAGGAGACGGGAUUGGAGAUGGAACCGGAGAUGCCAAGUUUAGAGCAGAGAGAGGGGAUCACCAUUGCUGUGAAGGAGUUGAGGACUGCAGCCAGCAACAAGCUGGAGAGCUUUGAUCAACAAUUAUUAGUCCCCUGAUUAAGACGGUGCUUGCAUGAACGCAAGUGGGUGCGUACAACCCCAAGAACGAGUUCAAGCGCAGUGUGGGUGAUGUGAGGGCGAAGAAGCUGGUUGUUCUUGGACUUGGGAAGAAGCCUUUGAGCGUUGUUUUGGAUGGCGGGAGGGAGCUUGAGUGGGAGUUUGCCUCAGAGGGUGGAGUGUUGGUCGUUAAAGAUCCUGCAGUGCGCGUGGUGGAUGAUUGGGCUAUCGUUGUGAAGUUGGAGUGAGAUAUCAUGUUGAUGAUGUUUAGAUCAUUUGUGCUUUGCGUUGUGAAUGUUCAUUGCUUUCAUGUUUUGGUCUAUCAUCCCGUGCACGAACAUGGUCGGAC